Messenger RNA from Morone saxatilis (striped sea-bass), 2908 nucleotides. RefSeq names its product DC-STAMP domain containing 2 (gene dcst2). The coding region runs from base 269 to 2824 and encodes 851 amino acids. NCBI's taxonomy places the organism in Eukaryota, Metazoa, Chordata, Actinopteri, Moronidae. Gene Ontology annotation, cellular component: membrane. The record is from RefSeq and is a predicted model, not a curated record. The transcript has 17 exons.
GAUCCUCUCCACAGCUGAAACACACAGCCGCUAGUGUUAGCUUAGCUUCAGAAGCACAAUCAGUCUGGUAACAGUUUGGGAACUUACUGCUGUGAGGAGCUGAAGGUGAGUGCAGGUGAGUCAUAAUGCGUUCAAACUGUCUCUGAACAGCCGCUGAAGCUGUUGAACAGUUGGAGUCAGUUGGAGCUUCUGGAAGCUUCAGUGACAUCAGCUGUCUCUGGUCUCCACGGAGACGGGAAUAAACAGACACAGACACAAAAAAUAAAGGAUGAAGAGUGAGAAAAGGACGAGACACCGGAUGGAAACUGAUGUUAAAGUCCAGGUGAAGAAGGGCGGAGUCACACAGGCUGUCAGAGGAGUUCUGAACAGGUCGGCAGGACGCUCUCACCGCAGCAGCUGGAGGAAGGUUAAAGGCCACCUGUCAGAGGAGGGGCGGAGCCUCGUGGCAUUUGUUUUCGGGCUGCUGUUGGCGUCUCUGUACGGAGUCACAGCUCUCUUCCUGCAGAAACAGCCGCUGUGGUUGUGCGUGUACACCACACUGGCGGUGGCAGUGCUGGCGGCCUUCGGCAUGGGCCUGUCAGCCGGCAUCCGGGCCGACGUCAUGGUCAUGCUGCCCUCGCUGUGCUCAGCUCACGGCAGGAAUUUCCUCCUCUUCCUGUUUGCCUCGGUUCUGCUGUCCGGUCCGCUCGCCAAUACGCUAGAAAACACGGAGCGAGCAGCCGCCAGCCUGCUGUGCGGAGCCGAGCUGGCAGCCAAUCAGACGCAGGAACUGAUGCAGAGAGCUGCCACGCCCCUUUUCUCUGUGUUGGACAGAAUCAGAGAGAUCAGCAGUAACGCUCUCUCUGUGGCGGGAAGAGUCCAGAACCUCAUUGGCGCUCUGACUGACAGCGUCCGUCAUGUUGCUCGUACUCUGAGGAACGUCCUCCACUUCCUGGUGGACAUCGGCGACGUGUGUAACGUCAAACUGGGCUCUCCAUACAGGAAGUGCCGGGAGGUGUUCGCCGAGGCUCAAGCCGACUGCUCUGACCUGCUGGGAGAGUUCAACUUCUUGUGUGACAUUGUUGACGGUUUCCUGCCGCUCUGCAACCUUGCCCGCGCUGGCGAGCUCUUCUGCCUCAUCCCGUCCUACAUCGCCGAACAUCUGAAGAAACAUCUGGCAGCUCCCACCGUUGCAGCGUUUCAACGAAUGAAGCGGGAGUUUGAGUUCAAUAUCUCAGCCUCAAUGACCUUUGACCUGGACGCCAACAGCAGCCACUCUGUGCAGCAGGUGUCUCAGGACAUCAUGGAAGAGGUUUCAUCAGAGCUGCAUGUGUUUGAGAAGCUGAGAGAACCGCUCACAUACGCCGGCCUCGUUCUGCUUGCCUGCUCCUUCCUGAGGGCAGUGCGGUACAGACGCAGGUAUCUCCAGGAGGUCGACUUUGACAACGUAUACAUCAGCACUCUGUUUGAAGAGCUUGACCAACAGGUGGCUUCAGGGGGCGGAGCUUCAGUCCUGCCAAUCACAUGCAGAGAAGCCAAGACCUACAUCACACCAUUGUCAUCUCACCUAACGGCCCGAGAGCGGCGGGCUGUGCUGGUGGGCGUGGUCUCGGUCCUCAGGAACCUGGUGAUGGGCGGCCUGCUGGUGGCUCUGGACUUCCUGGUGUUCUGGACGCUGGACCAGGUGCACCACCAGGUGACGGGGGACGUCGUGGCCAGAGCUCCGGUCACGGUGGCGGUGCAGGUGAACGGCUCAGGCUACGCCUCGGAUAUCUUCAGAGACCUGGUGGCCUCAUUCAACAUCCUGCAGGGAGCAAACGUCACCGUGGUCAGCAGGAAGUGUCUGCUGCAGCCGUCAGAGCCGAACUACAUCACCUGCUUCCUCCUAGGGUUCCUGUUGGGUCUGGCUCUGCUGGUCUCUCUGAGCGGAGGAUUCAUGCGGCGCUGCAAACGACUCGUCUGUGCUUCAUAUCAUCCAGAGAGAGAGCUGCUGUUGGCGGUCAGUGGUCCAUUUCAGUCCUGGUCUCCAGUCCGUCAGUCCGUCUCCCAGUCGUCCUUCCACAGAGUGGAUCUGCUGCUGGGAACGUCAGAACAUGAUGGUCUGAUCGGCCGAGCUCGCAGGAUAAAGGACUUUGAGGCUCUGCAGGGUAGAACUGACGGUAAGACGGCGUUUUACGAGGCUCUGAGUCGCUCGUUGGGCGGAGUGACAGGAAGUGACCUGCUGAAGGAAGCGGCGGCCUGGUUCUACUCUCUGGAUCACAGUCCCUCAGCUGCAGGAUACAACCUGUUCUCCAGAGCACUCAACAAUGCCACCAGAGAUCUGUUCAUCAUCUGUCCCAGCCUGCAGAUGGCUAGCCACUGGGCUAACAGCAAAGCUAACGUCUUCCUGUACCACCAGCCUGCCACUAGCGCUCAUAAUAGGGCUGAGGCCAACGUUCCUCUUGACGUUCAGUUUGUGUUUGGGACUCCUCAUCAUCCAAUGAGCUCUCAGCGUUUCACGUCCUCUGAUCGACGCCUCUCUCUGGCCAUGAUGACCUACGUGUCAAGCUUCGUCCGGACUGGGAACCCGAACCCAUCACGUGUGUGGGCGGCGUCAAUUCUGCCCCGCUGGCAGCAGGUCCUGUCCUCUGAAGCUCUGCCCACCUACCUGCAGCUAAGACCCACCCUCCAACAUCAUCAGGGUCUGAGUCAGAGCUCCUGCACCUUCUGGAGCCAACUGGGAACCAGACUGACCAGUCUGAGUGGUGAGACGGGGGCAGAGCCUGUUCGGCCUGCGUUGACCCCUGAGCUCCCAGUGGCUGCACCCUCCAGCCAAUCCCAGACUGAGAAAGAUGCCUACAGCUGAACUAACGACAUCAUCACCCCUUCCUCAUGACAUCACAGUUUCUUUAGUCCAGAUUCAGUUUAAUUCCAAAGAAUAAAAGAGCAA